Scylla paramamosain (green mud crab) is the source of this 2504-nucleotide messenger RNA. RefSeq lists its product as uncharacterized. Bases 864 to 1808 code for a protein of 314 amino acids. Lineage: Eukaryota; Metazoa; Arthropoda; Malacostraca; Decapoda; Portunidae. The transcript has 2 exons. The record is from RefSeq and is a predicted model, not a curated record.
AAUACAAAUAAAUAAAUAAAAUUUCUAUCAAACCCUUGCUUCACCACAUCAUAAAUAUUAUCCCGUAUUUUCCUUCUUCACUUGAGUAAUCACAAUUAACAAGAAGCACACAGAACACAGAAAACCUGAUAGAUGCGCCAACACUUGUAAGAAUAAUGACUACCACUGAAGUUUUCGUGUCUUCUCUUGGGUAAUCUGUCUCAAGAUGAAGAACAGAGGCAGGACAGGAAGCCCGCCAGCCAUCCAUGUUACAACAAUGACCAACACACACAACAUUCGAGAAACAAAGAUGCCACCAGAAGAUAGCCAUGGAGGACCACUUUCCCUUACACGCAUAGCCUACAUGAGAGUACAGUGCCAUAAGAAACUACCAGUGUAAGCGGUUUAUUCUUACUUCUAUGGCAGGGAGUCUAAAGAAUGGCAGUGAUAAUAGUAGUAGUAGUAGUAGUAGAAGCGUACUCAAUUUUUUAAAGGGGUUGGGGAAGUGGGAUUUUUUUUUUUUUAAUAGUAAGAGUAAUUAAAGUAGUAGUAAUAGUGUUAGCACAAUAAUAUAGUAGUAGGAAAUGCGGUAGUAGUAUAGUAACAGCAUCAUGUCCUUCCAUGCAAGCAUAUAAAACACGCUAAUUAAUGAUAAAAUAAAAAAAAAUAGGUGAAGGAAGCUAUGCCAGCCGUGAAAAGUGUGAAAAGUGAAUGUAAACAAAGCUUCGAAAGGGCGGGACUUCCUAUUUUACAAUGGCCUGCCUUGCCCCGCCGGAUGCCUGCUGCACGGUUGCUGGGCGUCGUGAAAGUGCUGGCUGAAGUAACAACACCCCUCUGCAGGAGUCGCCGCCACGCAUUCCUCCCUAGGGCGCCUCUUCGCUAACAUGGCAGCGCGUUGUGUCCUUGGUGUGGUGGCGACCAUGUUUGCUGCUAUGGGAUGCGGGGCGAGCGGUUAUCAGACAAGAGGCGACGUGAGCGUGCAGCUGGAGCCCCGUCAAGGUCUUGCAGCUGUGGAGUCGCCGUCACAUCAGCCGCUGUGGGCACAGCUCCUUCAGAAGCAAAACUCGCACGUUUUUCCGAGCCAGCUUCAGUCUCUUAACAUCCCCGGUCUUGGUCUCCAGUCGCAAGGUUUGCCAUUUUCAUCUCUGCAGAACAAUCUAGGUGCCCAGGCUUUGGCCUCGCCCCUGCACACUUUAGGGAAUCAAGGGCUGCUGGGGGCGCCCUUCUCGCCUCUUGGGACGGGGCUGAGUGGCACACAGCUGCUGGCUAACCCAGGCCUGCUGGGGAUGCUACCCGCCGUGAACAGGCUGGGCAGGCUGGGAGCCUCCAGUCAGCUGGGAGGAGGCCAGAUGGGCAUUUUACAGGGUGCUCUUGGGCUGCACCCACUCCUGGCUCAGGCUCCGGCCAGGCACGACUUGGCACCCCUGCUGCGCCUGGCCAGCCUGCUUUCCGAUGAGCCGGGGGCGCACCGCCACUCGCCGCACACGCCUAACACCCGCAUCCAGCUCACGGGGACCUUCAGUCACAGGCCACGUCUCCCUCACCAUCCUCACCACCCACAUCCCUUGCACAGGCUCCUUUCCUUGCCCACCAACACUCAGGGCAGGUUCGGUGAAAUACUGGACGCACGCAACCCUACAAGCCUUACUAACCGUGCCAGCCUAGGGAAUGAUGUGUCCAGGUCAGGCGGUCUGCAGGCCACGGAGUUCAACAGGCCUCCACUCCCCCUGUCCCACACUUCCCAGCCUGAGCAGUCUCCCUCCCUGCCUCUGGCCACUGCCACGCAUCGUCCCACGCACCUCGACGGAUUCAGGUUUCCUUCCAAGUAACGAAGCUUCAGGACAUCGAAACACUGGACAAAAUACGUCACGUGGAUGGAGCUUACCUAAAAACCCAAAACCAGGAGGGAAAAUGCAAGAAACCAGUAGACCUACACAUGGCAGUUCCUGUAAAAGUAAUAUUCUAUUCAUGCCUACACAUUUUUAUCCAUAAAUGUGUCUAAUAUCCUUUCAAAGCUCUCUAUUGUCUCUGGGUGACGAUGCACCACUACUUGAUGCCACACUGUUUUACCAGGAGAGAGAGAGAGAGAGAGAGAGAGAGAGAGAGAGAGAGAGAGAGAGAGAUACAUAUAUGUACGAGUAUGUGUACUCGUGGAGGCGAGGAAAGGAGAAGCCUCUUUCUUGUGUGCUGCUUCAUGCAGUGAUAUAGUCAGAAAUCUAUUUACCGAGCCUAAGUAUUUCCUUAUUACAACGAAGCCUGUUUCCAAAGUUUUUUUUUUUUUUUUUUUUGGGGGGGGGUGCAUACGCGAUAUAUAUUUUGAGAGCCUAAAGUCAUUUUGAUUGCUAAUGUCUCAACUGUUGUGGAGCAAAGUGUGGAGUAUAAGAAAACACAAGAGGUGAAGGGUAACUUAGGUAUCUUAUAAGCAUAUACAUCAACCAUAAACUGCCAAAGACGUGAAGAAUAAUUAAAAUCUCUCAGUGCCCUGUAUUUAUAUUUUCGUUCAAUAAAAUCGUCUAGUUACCUAA